AUGUCAUCGAAACAAGAAAUAUCCAAGAAAAUAAUAUCAUUGUUAAACACAUUACCAAAGGAGAAAUUGAAGCAUUAUUCUUCAUUCAAAGAUACUCAGAUAAAAAGAUUUUCCGAUUUACAAAAGGUCAACCAGAUAUCUGAACAAGAUUUGAAAUUACAAUACAUUGCAUUGAAAAACUUGUGUAAUGACAAAUAUCAGAGAUAUUAUGAAUUGGAUGACAAAUUACUAAGACCAAAGGGUAACCCACACUAUUAUGAACGUUUAAUGAAUGAAAUCAAUGGUGAAAAGAAGGAAAAUUUGUUUAGUGCUCUUAGAACUGUGGUAUUUGGCAAAUAA
Molecule: messenger RNA, 339 nt
Organism: Candida dubliniensis CD36
Lineage: Eukaryota; Fungi; Ascomycota; Pichiomycetes; Serinales; Debaryomycetaceae
Exons: 1
Coding region: 1-339 (112 amino acids)
Biological process (GO): mitochondrial respiratory chain complex III assembly
Cellular component (GO): mitochondrion; Cbp3p-Cbp6 complex
Molecular function (GO): ribosome binding
Source: RefSeq, a predicted model, not a curated record